AUGGCGAGCCCCACUCUGAGCCCCGACUCCUCAUCCCAGGAGGCCCUGUCGGCCCCCACCUGCUCCCCCACCUCUGACUCCGAGAACCUCAGCCCCGAUGAGCUGGAGCUGUUGGCCAAGCUUGAAGAGCAGAACCGGCUCCUGGAAGCCGACUCCAAGUCGAUGCGCUCCAUGAACGGCUCCCGGCGGAACAGCGGCUCCUCGCUGGUGUCCAGCUCCUCGGCCUCCUCCAACCUGAGCCACCUGGAGGAGGACACGUGGAUCCUGUGGGGCCGGAUCGCCAACGAGUGGGAGGAGUGGAGGCGCAGGAAAGAGAAGCUGCUCAAGCUGCUGCUGCACCUGCCGCCCCUGCCGGUGUCCCCACCUCGUGCUGCUCAGAGCCCUGGGGUACCUCAGCCUCCCCCAGAGACAGUGCCACGGGUUGUCAAGGGCAGGCGGGAGCAGCUCCCGGAUCUGAACACCCACUUCCGCUCCCAGAGCUUCCACACAUCUAUGUAUGCCUCGUCCUGGUUCCUCACACUCUUCCUGACCACCUUCCCGCUCCCUGUUGCCACUCGUGUCUUUGACAUCUUCAUGUACGAGGGCCUGGAGAUUGUGUUCCGGGUCGGCCUCGCCCUGCUGCAGGUGAACCAGACGGAGCUGAUGCAGCUGGACAUGGAGGGGAUGUCCCAGUACUUCCAGAGGGUGAUCCCCCACCAGUUCGACAGCUGCCCGGACAAGCUGAUCCUCAAGGCCUACCAGGUCAAGUACAACCCCAAGAAGAUGAAGAGGCUGGAGAAGGAGUACGCAGCCAUGAAGAGCAAGGAAAUGGAGGAGCAGAUCGAGAUCAAAAGGCUUCGGACGGAGAACCGGCUCCUGAAACAACGGAUUGAGACCCUGGAGAAGGAGAGCGCUGCUCUGGCUGAUAGGUUAAUCCAGGGCCAGGUGACGCGGGCGCAGGAGGCCGAGGAGAACUACGUCAUCAAGCGGGAGCUGGCAGUGGUGCGGCAGCAGUGUAGCUCAGCGGCCGAGGACCUACAGAAGGCGCGGAGCACCAUCCGGCAGCUUCAGGAGCAGCAGGACAACCCGCGCCUCACCGAGGACUUUGUGGCCCACCUGGAGACUGAGCUGGAGCAGUCACGGCUGCGGGAGACAGAGACGCUGGGGGCCCUGCGGGAGAUGCAGGACAAGGUUCUAGACAUGGAGAAGCGGAACAGCUCGCUGCCCGACGAGAACAACGUGGCGCGGCUGCAGGAGGAGCUGAAGGCGCUCAAGGUGCGGGAGGGCGAAGCCGUGGCCUCGGCGCGGGAGCUGAAGCUACAGCUGCAGGAGCUCUCGGACACCUGGCAGGCCCAUCUGUCCCGCGGCGGCCGCUGGAAGGAGUCCCCGCGGAAGCUGGUGCUGGGCGAGCUGCAGGACGAGCUGAUGAGCGUGCGUCUGCGCGAGGCCCAGGCUCUGGCCGAGGGGCGCGAGCUGCGGCAGCGCGUGGUGGAGCUCGAGACGCAGGGACAAGGAAGCCUGACGCAGGAGGAUCCUGUACCCUCGAGCCCCGGGGCCGGAGGAGUCCUGGGCGCAGCUGCAGACCUACCUUCUGCAUCGGAACCUCCUCGCAAAGAGGCACAUCUGCGUGGGGCGCGGGAGGCCUUCAGCCGGAGCUACAACCCGCUCGCGCACAGCCUCCAGCACCGGCAGGCCCAGCCCCUCUCGCCGCCCCGCGGUAGACCCCCUAGGCGACUUCGAAGGCGCACAGGCUGCAGCGUCCCGGCUUUUAUUGCAAACUCGGGCAGCGCGUGGUAG
Molecule: messenger RNA, 1776 nt
Organism: Puma concolor (puma)
Lineage: Eukaryota; Metazoa; Chordata; Mammalia; Carnivora; Felidae
Source: RefSeq, a predicted model, not a curated record